Messenger RNA from Hymenoscyphus albidus, 5376 nucleotides. NCBI's taxonomy places the organism in Eukaryota, Fungi, Ascomycota, Leotiomycetes, Helotiales, Helotiaceae. The record is from the annotation of a GenBank genome assembly.
GGCUAAUGCAGACUAGCGCCGCUAGCCGACCGAUGAGCUAAGCUCACCAAGCUUUGAUUGGUAAUUGGUGAUUGGUGCCUUCGCCUGAAGAGUCACUUACUGGACAAAGUAAGAUGCUCGAUGGAUGGAUAUCAAGAGCUUUCUCUCCACCUCCCGCCGUCGGGGAGAAGGUCUUGUUUUAAACCCGUCCCCAGACCGGACAAGCACCCUUACCGUACCUGUACGAGUACCCAUACCAUACCCUUUACUGGUCUCUCUGGUAUACCUGCCCGUCCCUCUCAUAAAGUACUCGAGUACUCGAGUAGCUAGCUCUUCCAAAGAGGCUCAGCCCCUUGGACUUUCAUAAUAUCUCGAUAAUUCCCGUUCCCGUUCCCGAGCCAAUUCUGGCACCCCUUCUCUCCUUAAGUCCUCCUUCUCUCUGGCCAAAUCGUCCCUCUCGUCGUCCUGUCUUACAUGUAAGCGCACGAGAAGUACAAGUGCCGACUAGUCUCAUCAACCUUCCACCGAUCCCUCAGAUUUGGUUGCACGAAACCUACACCUACACCGGCUUCGAACCACUAAAAAAAGAUAAUCGCGACACCGACACGGCCAAUACAGGUGCAGUCUGCAGAGGAACCACCGCAAACGCAACUACCUUUCUGCUGAGCAGCUCCAUCGAUUCACCCAGUCAACGCAGGGUCGAAAACUCGCCCUCCCGCCGCCACAAUGGCUGUAGACCCAGAACCAGAGAAAUCGCACACUCAGGGUACAGAUUCGCCUCCCGCAGCUUCAAGCCAUGGCGAUUCCACCGACGAUUGGAUACGGCAAGAGGAAAAGGGGGCAGCGAAAGAAGCGCGGACACCCGAAGAGGAGAAUGCUGCCGUGCGGGCAAAGCUUGAUACCCAUAUCGUGACGGUCGCUCCCAAGGAUCAGGAUGUUUACGCACACCUCCCACCAGCCGAGGCACGGAUAUUGAGAAAGCAGGUCGAAAUCCCGGUCGUCAAGAGCGGGAUAAAAGCGUUGUAUCGGUACGCAACGCUCAACGACUAUUUGAUCAUUGCUGUCAGUGCGAUAUGCGCUAUUGCAGCCGGUGCGGCGCUACCCCUCAUGACAGUGGUCUUCGGAAACUUAGCGGGCGAGUUCAAUGGCUACUUCGCAGGAACCAUCACGCGCGCGGCCUUCAGCAACACCAUCUCCAAUAUGGUCCUGUACUUCGUGUACAUUGGAAUUGCCGAGUUUGUCACCAUCUACAUCUCAACGGUAGGUUUUAUCUAUACCGGAGAACACAUCAGUGGAAAGAUCCGAUGGCAUUAUCUCGAAGCGUGCAUGAGGCAAAAUAUUGGCUUUUUCGACAAACUCGGUUCCGGCGAAAUCACCACGAGAAUCACCGCAGACACAAACUUGGUCCAGGAUGGUAUUUCAGAGAAAGUUGGCUUGACCUUGAAUGCUCUGGCAACCUUCUUCACAGCCUUUGUGAUUGGUUUCAUCAAAUCAUGGAAGUUGACGCUCAUUCUGUCUUCUACCGUACUGGCAAUCACAGUUGUCAUGGGCAGUGGCUCUAGAUUCAUCGUCAAGUACAGUAAACAAUCUCUCGAAUCGUACGCUCUUGGUGGCUCAAUCGCCGAGGAAGUUAUCUCAUCAAUUAGAAAUGCCGUGGCUUUUGGUACCCAGGACAAAUUGGCUCGACAAUAUGAUCGCCAUUUGGCAACGGCCGAGAAAUAUGGAUAUAAGGUGAAGUUUGCACUCGCGAUCAUGGUGGGUGGAAUGUUUAUGUUGAUCUAUCUAAACUAUGGCUUGGCGUUCUGGCAGGGAAGCAGAUUCCUAGUGGUGAACGAAAUUGGCUUAAGCGCGAUUCUGACCAUUUUGAUGUCUAUUAUGAUUGGAGCCUUUGCCCUCGGAAAUGUUGCUCCCAAUGUCCAGGCUUUCACUACAUCUGUUUCAGCAGCCGUCAAGAUUUUCAACACCAUCGAUCGUGUCUCUCCGCUAGAUCCCUCAUCGGAUGCGGGAGAAACCAUUGAAAACGUCCAAGGUACGAUCGAAUUGAAGAACAUCAAACACAUCUACCCAUCUAGACCGGAGGUUGUUGUAAUGCAAGAUGUCAGUCUUCUCAUCCCUGCCGGCAAGAAAACGGCAUUGGUUGGUGCAUCGGGAUCCGGGAAAAGUACGAUUGUUGGUCUUGUUGAACGGUUUUAUGAUCCAGUAGGAGGAAACGUAUAUUUGGAUGGCCGUGAUGUCAGCACGUUGAACCUGCGUUGGUUGAGACAGCAAAUUUCGUUGGUCAGCCAGGAGCCAACUCUUUUCGGCACAACCAUCUACGAAAACAUUCGUCACGGCCUUAUCGGCACAAAAUUUGAACAUGAAAAGCCAGAAAAACAACGGGAACUUGUUAUAGAGGCUGCUAAGAUGGCCAACGCCCAUGAUUUCAUCUCAGGAUUACCAGAGGGGUAUGAAACCAAUGUUGGAGAACGCGGCUUUCUCCUUUCUGGUGGUCAGAAGCAGCGUAUCGCGAUUGCCAGAGCAAUGGUCAGUGAUCCCAAAAUUCUUCUUCUUGAUGAAGCGACAUCUGCCCUUGACACCAAAUCCGAAGGGGUAGUCCAGGCAGCCUUGGAAGUUGCUGCUGCUGGAAGAACCACCAUCACCAUCGCCCACCGUCUCUCGACAAUCAGAGAUGCCGAUAAUAUUGUAGUUAUGACCCAAGGACGCAUUGUAGAACAGGGAACUCAUAAUGAUCUUUUGGCUUUGCAAGGUUCAUACUUCAAUUUGAUUGAGGCCCAAAAAAUCGCCCAGAGUGAGGACUUGAGCUCAGACGAAGCAGGAUCGGAAGCUUUGGACGCCAAAUACGAAGAGCUAGUUCGACAUCAAUCCACCAAGAGCGUUCAAUAUAUUGAGGACCCGGAUGACAAGAACAUUGCCAAAAAGCCAGACCGAACUCAAAGUGCACAAUCUAAAUCAUCUUUGGCUCUCCAGGGAAGAACCACAACAGAAGACAAAGAAGAUUCGUUAUGGACACUAAUCAAACUGAUCGCAUCUUUCAACCAAACUGAGCUGACCUGGAUGUUGGUGGGAUUAUUUUUCUCAAUCAUCUGUGGUGGAGGAAACCCUGUUCAAGCCGUCUUCUUCGCUAAGGAAAUCAUAUCUCUUUCGACCCCUCUAGUAUCACCAAGAACCGGAGCGCCGAUCCCAGGCGCUGUCUCACAAAUACGCUCAGAUGUCAACUUUUGGUCCUUGAUGUAUCUUAUGUUGGCAAUUGUUCAGUUUAUCGCCUUCUGUGGACAGGGUAUCGCAUUUGCAUAUUGUUCCGAGAAACUUAUCCACCGUGUUAGAGACAGAGCUUUUAGGACGAUGCUUCGCCAAGAUAUCGAGUACUUCGAUAGAGAUGAGAAUACUGCUGGUGCUCUCACUUCGUUUUUGAGUACUCAAACAACACAUGUCGCUGGACUUUCCGGUGUAACUCUCGGCACGCUCUUGACAGUUAUUACAACCCUCGUUGCAGCCAUCGCUAUAAGUACUGCCAUUGCCUGGAAGCUUGCCCUGGUUUGCAUUUCCACGAUUCCAGUACUACUCGGGUGCGGAUUUUUCAGAUUCUGGCUUCUAGCUAAAUUUCAACAAAAUGCAAAGAAAGCGUACGAGAACAGUGCGAGUUUUGCCUGUGAAGCGACGAGUGCUAUCCGAACCGUCGCUUCCUUGACGAGGGAGCAGGAUGUUCUCAAACAAUAUGUCGACUCUUUGGAUGCUCAAGCGAAGAAGAGUUUGAGAUCUGUUCUCCAGUCAUCUUUGUUAUAUGCUGCUUCACAGUCAUUGAUGUUUGCUUGUGUGGCUCUUGGAUUUUGGUAAGUAAUUGCGAAAUACACAUCACAAGCGAGUAUACUAAUGAGAGAUAGGUAUGGUGGUAAUCGUAUCGCCGAUUACGAGUACUCCAUGUUCCAGUUUUUCGUCUGCUUCUCAGCUGUUAUCUUUGGCGCCCAGUCCGCUGGUACCAUUUUCUCCUUUGCACGUAAGUUAACUCCGAGUAUAAAGUUAUAUCAGAACGAUUUCUAAUGAUAGAUAGCGGACAUGGGCAAAGCUAAGCAAGCUGCACAAGAGCUCAAAAUUCUCUUUGACCGACAACCGAAAAUCGAUACUUGGUCCACUGACGGAGACCGUCUGGAGCACGCCGAAGGUCAUAUUGAAUUCCGUGAUGUCCACUUCCGAUACCCAACACGCCCGGAGCAACCUGUCUUACGUGGUCUUAACCUUUCUGUUGCCCCUGGCCAAUAUAUCGCCCUUGUCGGAGCUUCUGGAUGCGGAAAGUCUACAACGAUCGCUCUCCUAGAGCGAUUCUACGAUCCUUUAGUCGGAGGAAUUUACCUGGAUGGAAAGGAGAUCUCAAGCUUGCAUAUCAACGACUACCGCUCCCAUAUUGCUCUCGUGUCCCAAGAACCCACAUUGUAUCAAGGUACAAUUCGAGAGAAUGUUCUGUUGGGGGCUGAUCGCCAAGAUGUUCCAGAUUCGGAGAUUGAGCACGCAUGUCGGGAAGCCAAUAUCUACGAUUUCAUCAUGUCUCUUCCAGAUGGAUUUGGAACCGUGGUUGGAUCAAAGGGAUCUAUGCUUUCAGGUGGCCAAAAACAACGUGUGGCUAUUGCGCGGGCUCUGUUACGUGAUCCCAAGGUUCUACUGCUUGACGAAGCCACAUCAGCAUUGGAUUCUGAGUCAGAACACGUUGUUCAAGCUGCGCUCGACAAGGCCGCUAAGGGUCGAACCACAAUCGCCGUCGCUCAUCGUUUGAGUACCAUCCAGAAGGCAGACAUUAUCUAUGUCUUUGACCUGGGAAGAAUCGUCGAGCACGGCACACAUGCCGAGCUCAUGAAGAAGGGAGGAAGAUACUCCGAGUUGGUCAACCUACAGAAUCUCGGGAAGACCGGAUAAGAGACGAUGGUCUUAUUCAAAAAAGAGUAGAUUCUCUUCGACACUUUACAUUUCUCUUCUCUUGUUCAUUUUUUUUCUUAUUCGCUUUACUGUUUUAUUGUUUUUUUUAAUAGUUUUUUUUAUAGAGAUGGAUGCAUGGCGACGGCGUUGGAAGUGUUUCUUGUCUUUCUCUUUCUCUUGAAGGGAAAUGACAUACCCGCAUGCGGGAGAAAUCCUCUUACUUUGAUACCUACAAUACAGUACUUUAAAGUGGUACUUUCUGAUGUAGCUUCUUUUUUCUUCUUUUUUAUAUUUAGAUACAUUGAGCGGAUAUUUUGGGAGCUGGAUUUGAUCGAAUUGAUCGGAUUUCUCUUGUGGUGGACUUUUUUAAAACAAAGGGGAGGCUGGUUGGAAGAGGGAUGCGAAUGGAUACGGAUGUGGAUUUGAAGGUAGAGGGAAAGGGAGGGAGGGAUAUACAUGGUAUUACGAAUAGGUGGUAGAAAAGUAAUAGAG